AUGGGCGCUCUGAAGGGCACCGGCCCCCUCUUUCUGGCGCUGCUGGUGGCCUGCCUGCUCCUGUGCGCCUCAACCCACGGCCCGCGCUAUCAGAAGUUCCUGCGGCAGCACCAUGACAACCCGCGGACCAAUGCCGGGAGGGAUUACUGCUGGGCCAUGAUGCAGCGCCGGGGCAUGGCCCGGCCCUGCAAAGACAUCAACACCUUCAUCCACGCCUCCCGGGCCCAGCUCCGGAGCGUGUGUGGGGACGGGGGCACGCCCUACCAGGGCAUGCGCCGCAGCAAGAGGCCGCUGGCCGUCACCACCUGCGAGCUCAGGCGGACGCAGGGAGCCCGGUGCAUCUACCGCAGCCAUGCGGCCUCCAGGUACAUUGUCAUUGGCUGCGUCCACGGCAUGUGGCCGGUGCAGUACAACGAGAAAGCGUGA
Messenger RNA from Terrapene triunguis (Three-toed box turtle), 426 nucleotides. RefSeq names its product ribonuclease-like. Lineage: Eukaryota; Metazoa; Chordata; Testudines; Emydidae. The record is from RefSeq and is a predicted model, not a curated record. The transcript has a single exon. Bases 1 to 426 code for a protein of 141 amino acids. Gene Ontology annotation, molecular function: nucleic acid binding.